Ruditapes philippinarum (Manila clam) is the source of this 1258-nucleotide messenger RNA. Its product is annotated as heavy metal-binding protein HIP-like. The transcript is spliced from 2 exons. Gene Ontology annotation, molecular function: protein binding. The record is from RefSeq and is a predicted model, not a curated record. NCBI's taxonomy places the organism in Eukaryota, Metazoa, Mollusca, Bivalvia, Venerida, Veneridae. Bases 156 to 887 code for a protein of 243 amino acids.
UUAGAGACAACAAAGGAGGUGGGCAACGGCAGCAUUGAUUUUAACAUGGUGGCAUGAAUUGGAUUCCGUAAAAUGAUUCCUCGUGGCAAUAAUGAAGGUAGUCUGGUUCAUGCACUUGCAAACAACUCAAGCAAAAGGUUUGUCAUUCGUGAAACAUGUCGCUCUCUAAAAUAGUGUUUCUUCUUUUUCUUUUGACAAAUGGAAGGAAUUGUGAAGAACCUCGCUGUUCUAAAUAUGAUUUUGAGGAAAAGGUGCUGGAAAAAAUGGUACGCAUAGAAUUUCAAAUGGAGAGACUGAAACUUGAGGUAGAGCAAUGUGUUAACAGGGUUGAAAAUAUCAAGACGGAAGUUAGUGAUCAGAUGAAAGCAAAUCAACAAGAGCUUGAAAAAAGCUUCGAGACCAGUAUGAAAGAAGUCAGUAAUGUCACAUCGGCAGUUAAGGCAAAGCUUCUUGAACUUCAAGAUACUGUUACACCAACUAUUGCAUUUAAGGCAAGAUUAAAGUCCAGUACUGCAGUGGUGGGAGGUCAGACCAUAGUGUUUCCAGUGUUAAUCUUCAAGGAAGGAGAUGCGUAUAACCCAAAUACCGGAAAAUUUACAGCACCGAUCAGUGGGGUGUACAUGUUUAGUUUAGCUUUCUGUGUCUAUCCAAAGAAGACAUUGACUGUUAGUAUAAUGGUUGAAGGAAAAAGAUAUUCAACGUCAUUGUUCUAUGGUGAUGAUAACUAUGGAUGUUCAUCUGCUGAUACAGUCGCCAUAGUGACCGCCGGACAGAAGGUAUGGGUCGAGGCUAUACCAGGCGGUAUUGAUACUGGUACCAUUAUAAGGCAUUAUGAUUCAUACUGUUGGAAUACAUUCUCUGGGACAUUAAUAAACAGGAGGAUUUAAUUUUGUGUUAACUUUGUUUCCGGCAAUUGUAUACCAGUAGUGAGUAGUAAGCUCUCAUAUGAUGAAUAUUAUAGGCAUACGUGCAUUUUUAAAUUGUUAGAUCUAAUCCAAAAUCAAAAAUAUUACUAGCGCAUAAAUUAUUCAGAAUUUAUUGUUAUUGUUGCAAAAGUUUGUAACACUGAUUAAUAAGAUUUAGCGAUCUUAAUGUUUAACUAUACAAGGUACAUUUCACCUUUUUGUUGCUAUUUAAUUACUUUCCUUUAGGUAUAAAAUAUAUCCAAAUUAUUGUAGUAUACAAAUCGCUGUUAUGAUGAUAAUUUGAUGACAGAUGUUUCGUAGUUUGUAUUUUCAUUUAACAUGUCUUAUACAAA